Messenger RNA from Peromyscus maniculatus bairdii (prairie deer mouse), 1262 nucleotides. The record is from RefSeq and is a predicted model, not a curated record. NCBI's taxonomy places the organism in Eukaryota, Metazoa, Chordata, Mammalia, Rodentia, Cricetidae.
UUGCGGGACCUCUGGCUUCUUCCAGUCUGUCCCCAAAGACUCUCUAGCCACCCUCCCCCACUACACCCGACCCCCACUCCUGUUGGUUUGCAAUGACGCGAGAUGGGCUUGGGGUCGCGCCCUCUGGUGUUUCCCUCGGGACGUUGUUCCUGGGCGGUUAGGAACUGUUGAGAGCGGUUCUCCUAGGCUAGCUAGCCCCUCUUUCACAUUGAAAACAGGGAUACCAGCCUGGUUUGGGCCGUCCUAAACUUGAAGGUAGAUUUCUCAGUGGCCAACCAGAACCAUGGACAGCUCGGCAAAAGGAAAUAAAAAAGAUGCGCAAGAUGGACCACCCAAAGAUACGAAGCUGCCUACCAGCGAAGCACUUCUGGACUACCAUUUUCCUACAUCGGGCUUGCCAUUUCUUUUUAAAGAACAGUAUAAAAUCACUCUGGAAGACACUAGAAAGAGGAUAAUCAGAGAAACCCUGAUACAACUAGACCUAAGGAAGGAAUGGGCCACUCAGAAUGCCGUGAGGUUCAUUGACAAGGGCAACUACCGAGAGAUCUGGGAGAAUGACUGGCUAAAAAAAGAAAUUUCGACUCACAGGAAGGAAGUUGAAAGACUGGAAAAUUGUGUUCAACAACUAGAAGAGGAAAAUUUGUUGCUUAUUGACCAGCUGUUUAACUGUAGACUUUUGGAUCUCAAAAUACCCAGGAAACUGUAUCUGACUCAAGCCGUGGGCCAGCAAGUGCCACCUGAAGAUGUGUCUUUGAAGUUGCCAGAGAUAGACAUAGUCCCAGAGGAGAAUCUGAAAUCGCCCGCUGAGGCAGAGGGUGGAGACGCAUUGAACCUCUCCCCCGGAAGCAGCCAUGAGGCCAGCAGUCCAGAAGUCCACUUCACAGAGAUAGAAAGAGAGGACAGCUCGUCCACAGAGAUGGAGUGCUCUAUCGACCAACACUUGCUGCAUGAGGAUGAACAGGACUUCAAGGAAUAUGUAAACUUGGGCCCCCUGGCUUUGAAGCUCAUGAGCGUGGAGGGCAGGAAAAUGCCCAUUCAUUUUCAAGAAAAGCAGUCUCCAGUCAAAUCUUACGAAGACAUCCAGAGCCCUGAGAGACAUAUCACACAUAAGAUGAUGAAAAUGUUUCUCUAGGCCUGAAAGCUGCAUGGUGGAAAAACCACGUUCCCGUGGAAAGCACCUUCCGGUGGAAAGCACCUUCCCGUGGAAUGCACCUUCCCGUGGAAACUCCUUGUGAAUUAAAGUGCCCAAGUUGCUCACUUGA